AAAGGUGUGGCUAAUUAAUGAAAAUGGAGCUGCCAAUUACUGAGCAGUCGAACAGUCUUUCCUCUAAUAUUGAUAUUCAGGGCAGUGAUGGGAUUCUACGUAUAUUAAAGCAAUGUGAUGCAGAGAUUUUUAAUGGCUGGAAGCAGCACAAGUCACUGUAUGAUUUUGCAAGCUCUUUGGAGAACCUUUCUAUAAUGGCAGCUAAAAUCAUAAAAAAUGACAGAGGAAUAGUAGUCAUGUCAGGCUGCGGCACUUCUGGACGAUUAGGAUUCAUUACAGCAAGGUCAUUCAAUCAGGUGUUUCCUGGCAAAUUCCAUUACACUAUUGCUGGAGGUGACAGAGCUCUCCUUCUCUCAACUGAGGCCCCUGAAGACUCCUGGACAGAUGGAGUCAGGGAUUUAGAAAAGGUUUCUACUUCUUUUGAAGAAGUUUUGUUUAUAGGAAUCACUUGUGGACUCUCAGCUCCAUACGUUGCGGGGCAGCUGGAUUAUUGUAUGAAGCACUUGGAAAAAUUUUGCCCUGUACUCCUUGGUUUUAAUCCUGUCGAACUAGCAAGACAAGUCUCUAUUAGGAACUGGGACAAAACGUUUUAUGAUGUUGCAACGGCAAUGAGGUCUUUAGGAGAGCCCAAGUGUUACAUCAUUAAUCCAGUGAUUGGGCCAGAACCUAUUACUGGGUCUUCAAGGAUGAAGAGUGGAAGUGCAACUAAAAUAAUACUGGAGACAUUAUUUAUCCUGUCAGCAAACAGAGUCAUGGAAUUGGAGCCACAAUGUCGAGCUAGUGAUAUAUUCUUGUCUUAUGAAAUACUCCUUCGCUGCACUUACUUGCAAAGCAAGAGUAUAAGUCGUCUCCUAAAAGCUGCAGGAAACACGUUUUGUACUGGUGGGCGUGUCUGUUAUCUUGGGAGAGACACAGAGGGUAUACUGGGAGUUGUUGAUGCAUCCGAAUGUCCUCCAACGUAUGGAGCAGAUUAUGACGACAUUCGUGGUUUUCUCCAAAAAAGUUGGUCAGCCCUGAGAAACAACGAAGGGGAUCUGUCACAAAGAGGCCCCUUGUUUAAUCUAGACUGGGAGUAUUUUAAGGCUGAAGUUCUUCCUCUUUUAAGCGAAAAGGAUUGCGUUAUAUUUGUUGGAGUAUCCCCAAAUGACGCGAAAGACUUAUUGCAACUGAUACAAGAGAAAACGUGUACAAUAGGAAUGAUCACAACCUCAUCACCAGAAAAUACUAUCAAAGACCCUGCCAAUAUAAUAUCAGUCUCCAUUUCGGUAGCUAGUGAAGCUAUUGAGGCUUUGCUCCCAUCUUCUUUUAUUUCUUCCUCUCUCUUUACAAAUGCUGCUUCUUCUCGUUUCAUUGUCUCGUUAAUGAGUGGCAUGUGCAUUAAAUGGAGUCUCAAUGCAAUCAGUACAGGGGCCCACAUUGCUAAGGGGAAAGUGUUGGGAAACAAAAUGAUUGAUCUACAAGUGAGCAAUACCAAACUGUAUUAUCGCUCAAUUGGUAUCAUACAAGAGCUAACUGGUGCAUCCAGACAUGUAGCUGAGAAGUAUCUUUUGUUAUCAAUUUAUGGCUCUGAUACUGAGCUACCUACAACUGACGAAGAAGUUUUGAGUCACAUUUCAGCAGCAACUGGAAAACCACUGAUUGUUCCAACGGCCAUUUUAAUGAUACGUAAAAGCGAUUUAUCAGUUGAAGGUGCUCGUGAGUGGCUGAGGAACCAACCUGUUCUAAGAAAGGGAUUAAACAAUGAGCUUUGAUAUUCUUUGCUGCAUUAAAAUAUUAGACACUUUAUUUAAUAAAAAAUAUAUCUUGACUACUCUUACCUGUA
Amphimedon queenslandica is the source of this 1822-nucleotide messenger RNA. Its product is annotated as glucokinase regulatory protein-like. Gene Ontology annotation, molecular function: enzyme binding; carbohydrate binding; enzyme inhibitor activity. NCBI's taxonomy places the organism in Eukaryota, Metazoa, Porifera, Demospongiae, Haplosclerida, Niphatidae. Bases 18 to 1751 code for a protein of 577 amino acids. The transcript has 18 exons. Gene Ontology annotation, biological process: carbohydrate derivative metabolic process; negative regulation of glucokinase activity; response to fructose. Gene Ontology annotation, cellular component: nucleoplasm; cytosol. The record is from RefSeq and is a predicted model, not a curated record.